AUGGAUUACUUCCAGCUGCCCGAAGACAUAGUCGUGAAGAUAGCUAGGGACCAUUUCGACACGACUUCGCAGCUGGUCGCCUUCUCUGCUGGCAUCCUCAUCGCUGAACGAGACUCCGACGACCAUGAGUUUUCUCCCAUCACAAUGUUCCACACGUUUGUCGCUACUCCGAUUAAUGACAUAUUUGAUGAUGAUCAGAUAUAUUCCGAUUCCUCAAGUCCACCAUCUCCACGAAGAAGCCAUUAG
Linum trigynum is the source of this 246-nucleotide messenger RNA. Lineage: Eukaryota; Viridiplantae; Streptophyta; Magnoliopsida; Malpighiales; Linaceae. The record is from the annotation of a GenBank genome assembly.